Messenger RNA from Eruca vesicaria subsp. sativa (arugula), 1833 nucleotides. NCBI's taxonomy places the organism in Eukaryota, Viridiplantae, Streptophyta, Magnoliopsida, Brassicales, Brassicaceae. The record is from the annotation of a GenBank genome assembly.
AUGGGGAAGGAGAAGAAAACAGAGUCACACGACAAUGGAAGCUACAACUACAAAAUGUUCAAAUGCUUCAACCGUAAAUUCAAAAUCAACGAAGUCCAACCCACCGACGACGUCCGUGACGCCUUCUGCCAGUUCUCCGUCGGCUGCAGCGGCGGCGACGACGACGGCGUUAUGGGUGCAGAGCAGCUCUGUUCUUUCCUCGACGACAACCAAGUCAACUCAGGAACCACCGUCGCCGAGGCUCAACGUUUAAUCGACGAGGUCAUACGACGGAGACACCACGUCACGCGGUACACACGUCACGGCCUCGACCUAGACGAUUUCUUCAACUUUCUUUUCUACGACGAUCUCAAUCCUCCCAUCACACCUCACGUGCAUCAAGACAUGUCAGCUCCAUUGUCGCAUUAUUUUAUAUACACGGGACAUAACUCGUAUCUUACGGGGAAUCAACUAAGUAGUGAUUGUAGCGAAGUCCCUGUGAUUAAAGCUUUGCAAAGAGGAGUUCGUGUCAUUGAGCUUGAUCUUUGGCCUAACUCUACUGGAACAGAUAUUAAUGUUCUUCACGGAAGAACGCUUACAACGCCUGUACCGCUGAUCACAUGCUUGAAAUCGAUAAGAGAUCAUGCGUUUUCUAGCUCUCCUUAUCCGGUUAUCAUUACUUUAGAGGAUCAUCUUACUGCUGAUCUUCAAGCCAAAGUGGCUGAGAUGGCUACGCAGAUAUUUGGACAAAUGUUGUAUUACCCUGAAUCAGAUAGCUUAGAAGAGUUUCCUUCUCCUGCUUCACUGCUUCAUCGGAUAAUCAUCUCAACUAAACCACCUAAAGAGUAUCUUGAAUCAAGAAACCCUAUAGGUAAACAAAAGGAGAAUGGUAAUGUAUCUCCAUCUUCAGAGGAGGAAACACCUGGAACAGAAGAGAUUCAGACACUAGAAAGUAUAUUGUUUUACCAAGAUAGUGAAAGCAAGAGUGAUAGUGAUCAAGAGGAAGAAGAAACGAGUGAAGAUCAGAAACCAGCAUACAAAAGAUUGAUCACCAUUCAUGCUGGGAAACCUAAGGGAACGGUGAAGGAAGAGAUGAAAGUUGUGGUUGAUAAAGUGAGACGUUUGAGUUUAAGUGAGCAAGAACUUGAUAGGACUUGUUCAUCCAAUAGUCAAGAUGUCGUAAGGUUUACACAGAAGAAUUUGCUUAGGAUAUACCCUAAAGGGACAAGGUUUAACUCCUCAAACUACAAACCGCUAAUUGGUUGGACUCAUGGAGCACAAAUGAUUGCAUUCAAUAUGCAGGGAUAUGGGAGAUCUCUGUGGUUGAUGCACGGCAUGUUUAGAGCCAAUGGAGGUUGUGGAUAUGUAAAGAAACCUAACUUCUUGAUGAAGAAAGGGUUUCAUGACGAAGUUUUUGACCCUAAGAAGAAACUUCACGUUAAAGAAACCUUAAAGGCAAGCCAAUCAAAUGAUGUGAAAGUAUAUAUGGGAGAUGGAUGGCGUUUAGACUUCAGUCACACUCAUUUCGACACAUAUUCUCCUCCUGAUUUCUACACUAAGGUGUACAUAGUUGGUGUACCAGCUGAUAAUGCAAAAAAGAAGACAAGAGUAAUAGAAGACAACUGGUAUCCAAUUUGGGAUGAGGAGUUCAGUUUCCCAUUAACAGUUCCAGAGCUUGCAUUGCUUAGGAUUGAAGUCAGAGAGUAUGAUAUGUCUGAUAAAGAUGAUUUUGGUGGACAAACAUGCUUGCCUGUUUCAGAACUAAGACCUGGGAUUCGAUCUGUGCCUUUGUAUGAUAAGAAGGGUGAGAAAAUGAAGUCAGUAAGGCUUCUUAUGCGUUUCAUCUUUGAAUGA